Messenger RNA from Symbiodinium necroappetens, 492 nucleotides. Lineage: Eukaryota; Dinophyceae; Suessiales; Symbiodiniaceae. The record is from the annotation of a GenBank genome assembly.
AUGGUAGCGAGGGAGCCAUUGCGCCAACACUCCAAGCCACGGCAAGCGCGACGAGGUGCACGCAGCGGCAAAGCACCGGAUCUGUGUGCGGCUCUGGUGGCUGAGCUGCUCAUAGCCUCCCCGAAGAACCGGACGCGGCGCCUGGAAGGCUCCAUGCUUCCGAGCGUGUGUGAGCACCGAGCCGAGGGACAUCGAAGCAGAGCUGAUUCUUGGAGCGAGACGCAAUCCUCUGAUGUGGCUCUGGAGAUGGAGCUGGAGGACAUCGCUCGGCUUCGCGAGCGUCUAGGUGACACCCUCUCCACUCAGGAGGUGUUGGCUCAGCAGGUUCGACCUCUGCGAAAGGAUUGUCAGGCGAAGGAGCAAAGACGGCCGGAAGGGCCAAAGCCGUCGACAAAUCCAGAUUCCAUACGGGCUGGGAGAGGCAAGCUACCUCCCUUGCCCCCCAGGGCGUUCGGCCUCCAGGCCAGAAAGGCAAUUGACCGUGUCGGAUGA